AUGGAACAAAUAGAACCACUUAGUGUGGGUUUAGGACAUUUACAUUUUCCUAAUGGAUGGAGUUUACUAAGUAAUCUUCCUGUAUUGUACUUGACGAGAAAUUAUACGUCUACUUCCACGUCUAAAUCAUUUAAUGAUGACACUAUUUCUUUAUUAAAGAAAAAUCAUACGGAAGUUUCUCAAUUAUGGUAUGGAUGUAAUAGUAUUGGAGAAAAUUGGGGUCCAGUAUCUUCAACUUAUAAUGAUUUAACUCCAUGCUUUUUACAAGGUAUACUAUUUGGAUUAUCAGCUAUAUUAAUGAUUACUGUUGGUACUUAUCAAAUUAUUCAUUUAAGAAAUAAAAAAGUAUCUAUUAGUAAUAGAAAAUCUUGGUCAUUUUAUGUUAAAUUAUUAUUAGUUAGUAUACAAUUGAUAUUUCAAAUUAUCCUUUUCAGUAUUCAUUCCAAUGAUGGAAUUAUUAAAACUUCUUUAGCAACUAAUAUAUUGGCUACUACCAUUGCAUUAGGUAUUCAUUAUAUUGAACAAUAUAAAGCAACUAUUCCUAAUGGAGUGUUAUUAUUCUAUUGGUUAUUUCAAGUUAUCCUUAAUCUUGGAAGAAUAGUUAAUCUUAAUUUAAGAAAUGGUCUUGAAUCUCAAUUUGGUACGUUUGUUAUAUUAUCAACCGUUAAUGCUUUCUUCAUAUUAGUAAUUGAAAUUACUUUACCUAUGAAACCAAUCUAUGUUAGUCUUGUUAAAACUUCUCCUUAUGAUCUGGCUAAUGUAUUCUCUAGAAUUACUUUUGAUUGGAUGGGAGGUUUAAUGAAAAAGGGAUAUAUUCAAUAUUUAACUGAAAGGGAUUUACCUCCAUUACCUAAAGAAUUAAAGGCCACUGCGUCUUCAGAAGAGUUUUAUAAGUAUUGGACUAAUCAAGUGAAUCCUUCAUUAUUCUUUGCUAUUGCUAAAGCCUUUGGAGCUCAAUUCAUGUUAGGAGGAGUGUUUAAAGGAUUACAAGAUGCAUUGGCGUUUGUUCAACCUCAAUUAUUAAGAUUAUUAAUUAAGUUUGUUAAUGAUUAUUCUGAAUCAGUCAAACAAGGUGAACCUAUUCCAUUAACCAGAGGGUUUUUAAUUGCUGUGUCAAUGUUUAUUGUUUCAGUAGUACAAACUGCUUGUUUACAUCAAUAUUUCCAACGUGCCUUUGAUUUAGGAAUGAAAAUUAAAUCUUCUUUAACGGCAGUUAUUUAUAAUAAAGCCUUAGUAUUAUCUAAUGAAACUAAACAAGAAUCAACUACAGGAGAUAUUGUUAAUUUAAUGUCAGUAGAUGUUCAAAGAUUACAAGAUUUAGUUCAAAAUUUACAAAUCAUUUGGUCGGGACCUUUCCAAAUCUUUUUAUGUUUAUAUUCUUUACAUGGAUUAAUUGGUAAUUCCAUGUGGGCUGGAGUAUUAAUUAUGAUAAUUAUGAUUCCAUUAAAUGCCGUAAUUGCAAGAUAUCAAAAGAAAUUACAAAAGACUCAAAUGAAGAAUAAAGAUGAAAGAUCCAGAUUAAUUAGUGAGAUUUUAAAUAACAUUAAAUCAUUGAAAUUGUAUGGUUGGGAACAUCCAUAUUUGGAUAGAUUAAAUCAUGUAAGAAAUGAAAAGGAAUUAAAGAAUUUAAAGAGAAUGGGGAUCUUUAGUGCCUUUAGUAAUUUCACUUGGUCUUUGGCUCCAUUCUUAGUGUCUUGUUCAACUUUUGCCUUAUUUGUAUUGACUCAAAAGGAUAAGAGUUUAUCAACUGAUUUAGUAUUUCCUGCCUUAUCAUUAUUUAAUCUUUUAUCUUUCCCAUUGGCUGUGGUUCCAAUGGUUAUAACUAAUAUUGUAGAGGCUCAAGUAGCCAUUACUCGAUUAACUAAUUUCUUAUCGGGUGCUGAAUUACAAAGAGAUGCUGUCAUUAAAGCUCCAAGAGCUUCUAAAGUAGGAGAUGUAGCAGUUGAAAUUAAAAAUGGAACUUUCUUAUGGUCCAAAGCUAAAGGUGAACAGAACUAUAAAGUGGCUCUUUCUAAUAUCAAUUUAACUGCCAAAAAGGGUCAUUUGGAUUGUAUUGUUGGUAAAGUAGGAUCGGGUAAAUCGUCUAUAGUUCAAGCCAUCUUAGGAGAUUUAUAUAAAUUGGAUGGGGAAGUCACGUUACACGGCAAGAUUGCUUAUGUAUCACAAGUUCCUUGGAUUAUGAAUGGAACCGUUAAGGAUAAUAUCCUUUUUGGUCAUAAGUACGAUGCGGAAUUCUAUCAACAUGUACUUAAAGCUUGUGCGUUAACUGUUGAUUUAAAGAUCUUACCCAAGGGAGAUAAGACGGAAGUCGGAGAAAAGGGGAUCUCCUUAAGUGGAGGUCAGAAGGCUCGGUUAUCAUUGGCCAGAGCCGUGUAUGCACGAGCCGAUGUUUAUUUAUUAGAUGAUCCCUUAAGUGCCGUCGAUGAACAUGUGGGUAAACAUUUAACUGAUCAUGUGUUAGGACCUAAUGGAUUAUUAAAGACCAAGUGUAGAGUGUUGGCUACUAAUUCCAUUAAAGUGUUAAGUAUUGCUGAUAAUAUUCAUCUAGUAAGUGACGGAAGAAUCAUUGAACAAGGUACGUAUGAUGAGAUCUUCAAACAGGAGACAUCCAAGAUCCGUCAAUUGAUUGAAGAGUUUGGAAAGAAGAAGGAUACGUCCAGUUCAUCCUCUUCGACUAAGGAAGAUGGAGAAGGAGAAGAAGAAGUUAAGGACGAUGUGGAUGUGGACUUGGCCAAUUUGGAUUCUGAUUCUGAUUAUGAAGUCGGCUCUUUAAGAAGAGCAUCCGAUGCUUCGCUUAUCCCCGACGAAGAACGUGAUGUAGCCAAUGAACCAGAAGAAGUCGAAGAUGAAGAAUCUAAAGCUCGUAAGGAACAUCUUGAACAGGGGAAAGUCAAAUGGGCCGUGUAUAAGGAAUAUGCCGAUGCCUGUAACCCUCUCAAUGUGGUUAUCUUUUUGGUUACUGCCGUAGUGUCCUUCAGUAUUAAUGUCGGCUCCAAUGUCUGGUUAAAACAUUGGUCGGAAGUCAAUACUGAAUAUGGUUAUAAUCCCGAUAUUGCCAAGUACUUGGGAAUCUAUUUCUUAUUGGGAGUAGGAUUCUCGGCCUCUUCGUUAAUUCAGAAUUGUUUCUUAUGGAUCUUCUGUACUAUUGAAGGAUCCAAGAAGUUACAUAAUCAAAUGGCUGUUAGUGUCUUGCGAGCUCCAAUGUCAUUCUUUGAAACUACCCCCAUUGGAAGAAUCUUAAAUCGUUUCUCUAAUGAUGUGUAUAAGAUUGAUGAAGUGUUAGGACGGGUGUUCUCUAUGUUCUUCAAUAAUUCCAUUAAGGUGUUACUUACCAUUGGAGUCAUUUGUUUCUCGACUUGGCAAUUCAUCUUUAUUGUGGGACCCAUUGGAAUUCUUUAUGUGUACUAUCAACAGUACUAUUUAAAGACUUCUCGAGAAUUAAGACGGUUGGAUUCAGUGUCCAGAUCUCCUAUCUUUGCCAAUUUCCAAGAAUCACUUAUUGGAGUGUCUAUCAUUAGAGCUUAUGGACAAGAAGAUCGUUUCAAGUUUUUAAAUGAGACAAGAGUUGAUAGAAAUAUGGCCGCUUAUCAUCCUGCUAUUAAUGCCAAUAGAUGGUUAGCAGUUAGAUUAGAAUUCUUAGGAUCUAUCAUUAUUUUAGGAGCCGCUGGAUUAUCAAUUUUAACUUUACAAUCAGGUAAAUUAACAGCUGGUUUAGUAGGGUUAUCAGUCUCGUAUGCUUUACAAAUCACUCAAUCAUUAAAUUGGAUUGUAAGAAUGACAGUUGAAGUAGAAACCAAUAUUGUUUCAGUCGAAAGAAUUAUGGAAUACUCUCGUUUAGUUCUGGAAGCUCCGGAGAUUAUUGAAAGUAAUAGACCAUCUAAGGAAUGGCCAGCUAAUGGAGAGAUUGUAUUUAAGAAUUAUUCCACCAAGUAUAGACCGGAAUUAGAUUUAGUAUUAAAGGAUAUUAAUUUAAAUAUUAAACCUCGAGAAAAGAUUGGAAUUGUUGGAAGAACUGGAGCUGGUAAGUCUUCAAUUACUUUAUCAUUAUUUAGAAUUAUUGAAGCAUUUAGUGGAGAAAUCGAUAUUGAUUCUGUUCAAACCAGUAGUAUUGGAUUGGCCGAUUUAAGACAUAAAUUAUCGAUUAUUCCUCAAGAUUCUCAAGUAUUUGAAGGGACUAUUAGAUCUAAUUUAGAUCCAACCAAUGAGUAUAAUGAUGAACAAAUAUGGAAAGCUCUUGAAUUAUCUCAUUUAAAGGAUCAUGUCCAUAAGAUGUAUGAUGAAAGAGAUAAAUCCAUUGAUAUUGAAACUCCUUUGGAUGUUAAGGUCAGUGAAGGAGGUCUGAACUUAUCGAUUGGUCAAAGACAAUUAAUGUGUCUUGGUAGAGUGUUGUUAAAGAUGACUACAUCCAAUAUCUUAGUGCUUGAUGAAGCUACUGCAGCAGUAGAUGUAGAGACUGAUCAAAUCCUUCAACAAACCAUUAGAAGUGAAUUUAAGGAUAAGACCAUUAUUACCAUUGCUCAUAGAUUAAAUACUAUUUUAGAUUCUGAUCGAAUCAUUGUAUUGGAAAAGGGUCAAGUGGCUGAGUUUGAUAGUCCUGAGAACUUAUUGAAGAAUAAGGAGUCGUUGUUUUAUUCCUUGUGUAAACAAGGAGGAUUCGUUAAUGAGUAGGUGGAUGUAUUAGAAUAGUCAUAGUAAUAUUAUUAGUAUUUAGAAUAGUAAACAAUAAAAGAAUAUUCAUAAAGUCUAGUGUUUCUAAGUGUACAUGAGUCUUAGAGUCUGUAAGAGUAGAUGUGUGCUUAGGUUUCUUAAGUGUC
Molecule: messenger RNA, 4814 nt
Organism: Scheffersomyces amazonensis
Lineage: Eukaryota; Fungi; Ascomycota; Pichiomycetes; Serinales; Debaryomycetaceae
Gene: YCF1
Product: ATP-binding cassette glutathione S-conjugate transporter
Exons: 2
Coding region: 1-4668 (1555 amino acids)
Biological process (GO): transmembrane transport
Cellular component (GO): membrane
Molecular function (GO): bilirubin transmembrane transporter activity; ABC-type transporter activity; ATP binding
Source: RefSeq, a predicted model, not a curated record